Colletotrichum navitas is the source of this 2659-nucleotide messenger RNA. RefSeq lists its product as uncharacterized. Lineage: Eukaryota; Fungi; Ascomycota; Sordariomycetes; Glomerellales; Glomerellaceae. The record is from RefSeq and is a predicted model, not a curated record. The transcript has 4 exons. Gene Ontology annotation, biological process: transmembrane transport. Gene Ontology annotation, cellular component: membrane. Gene Ontology annotation, molecular function: transmembrane transporter activity. The coding region runs from base 342 to 2372 and encodes 676 amino acids.
UGACGACCUCUUGCAUUGCUACUAUCUGCUCGUGCAUUGCCAGCUGAGGAAAGCGUGGGCGGCAGGCAAGACCUGCAUUGAAAAGACGCGGAACGGAAUACUCGAUCCUACUGGAUCCGAGAGUCUCACUUCUUAUGCCUCAGUCCCGUGUCGCCUCGUGUCCAUUGUCAAAUGGUGAGCCUUAAAUGGAUAAAGCACCCGGUAAAAGUUGGACUAAUCCCCAGGAUGGGCCUGGCUAGUAACCGAUCGCAGCCUUAUAUCGAGUCCUUUAAUGCCACAUCGAUAUUGACCUGCCCUCGUCAAUACCCAGUCCCCACUGGCUCGUCCAUCCAACCUUCGACAUGUAUGAAAUGGGUACCUUUGCAAAGGAUGGGUCGCACUCUGGGGACGAGCGGCUGGCUACACAAGCCCACCGUCGCCGGAUAAACGAACGAGCAGUAAUCGAGAAUCCUCUUGCUGGUUAUACGGACGAGCAACUGGAAGCAGAUGUUGUGUCGUUUGCCCAGGAACAUCUGAACGUCGACACGGCAGAGUUGCUUCGAGCAGCGCGCGUAGCUAAAGACAUUAGGCUGUACGACGAAGUUGCCAGAAACUCGAACGAUAGCGCUAAUAGAGAGCUUCCGGUCCAGCUGACCGGAGAGGAAAAACGAGCACUUGUACGGGAACGCGAUGUUGCGUUCAGUGAAAAGGGGAUGUGGACCAUCAUUAUCACAGUAUCACUAGCAGCCUUUCUGCAGGGCCACGUCCAAGCAUCAUUUAACGGUUCGUCGCUGUACGAUACUCAAUUCGGUCUCAACACAAUCGCCAAGAAGGAAGAUGGCAUCACGACCGGCAGAGGAGCUCCGCUAGGAGCCGAUGACUGGAAGCUCGGUGCUGCCAAUGCGUCACCGUUCUUCUUUGCGGCGGCGUUGGGCUGCCCCCUGGCACUUCCUGUGAACCACUAUUUGGGUCGCAAGGGAGGCAUGAUAAUUGCGGCGUCGUUGAUCUUCGCCAGCUCUCUUGCCUCGGCCUUUGCCACGGACUGGCAUCAACUCUUUGGCAUCCGUCUGGUUAAUGGCAUUGGGAUGGGUCUCAAAGCCGUCAGCACCCCUAUUCUUGCUAGCGAGACUGCAGUGGGUUUCUGGCGUGGCACAUCCAUUCUCGCGUGGCAGUUGUGGGUGGCCGCGGGAAUGAUGGUCGGGUUCGCCUUCAACCUGAUUUUCGAUACAACGCCAGACUCGAACAAGAGGCUGACCUUCCAGUUGAUGGUGGCAGCCCCCAUGGUGCCUGCGCUAGCGCUGCUGGUGUUUGUCAUCUGGUUCUGCGACGAAAGCCCGCGGUACUUGAUGCGGGUGUCGAGCCCGAGCUACAAUCCACGACGGGCGUAUGAGAUUCUCAGGAAGUUGAGAAACACCGAGUUACAAGCCCUACGGGACAUUUACCUGGUCCACAAGUCACUCGAGCAGGAGGAGUUGCCCAGCGGCGACGUGAGAACUCAGUCGGCACAAGGCUUUGUCGUCACCAUCACGGGCUUCUUCCGCCAAUGGAAGCAGCUCUUCCUGCGGCGACGGCUUCGGAACGCACUAAUCAGCAGUUCGACAUUGGCUUUGGCGCAGCAGCUCUGCGGUAUCAACGUACUGGCGUUUUACUCAGGCACGCUCUUCAGCCGCGCCGGCGUGGAGAAGCGGGACUCGAUGAUCUUCAGCCUGGGCUACGGCGCGGUAAACUUCGUCUUCGGCCUCCCGGCUAUCAGGACCAUCGACACGCUGGGCCGGCGCAAGUGGCUCAUGCUGACGCUGCCGGUGAUGUCGUUGUUCAUGCUGCUCGCGGGUGUGUCGUUUCACAUCAGCAACCGUGACGCCCAGGUCGCGGUCUUGACGCUCUUCAUCUUACUGUUCGCUGCAACGUACUCGCCCGGCCUAGGCCCAAUCCCGUUCACCUACGCGUCCGAGAGCUUCCCGUUGUCGCACCGCGAAGCCGGCGCUGCGUUUGCCAUCGCCGUCAACCUGGGUUUUGCCGGGUUGCUUUCCAUGUUCUUCCCGAGGAUCAACUCUGGGUUGGGGGACGGCGGGUCGCUGUAUCUUUUCGCGGGGCUCAACAUGCUCGCGUUUAUCAUGGUUUUUCUGUUGUUGGAGGAGACAAAGAGGAGGAGCCUCGAGGAUCUUGAUUUGGUGUUUGCAGUGUCGAAGCGCAGAUUCAUUGGGCACCAGGUGUCGGAGUACCUGCCAUGGUUCUUCAAGAGGUAUCUUCUGGGAAGCAAGACGACCAAACCAAGUUUGUACACGGAUUUGAUCUGGGGGCCUAGAGGCGAUGAAAGGGCCCGCAUGGGAGAUGCGGAGGAGACAGGACGCAGAGACAGCGCAGAGUCAGGCCGAGAUAGCACCCAUGCUUGAGGUGGGCGUAUUCAACAUCUAUUCGCGUAUACUGGUCGAGUCUUAUAAGCAGCCCAGUCCGCGUCGACGUAUUCAGCUUUUUAGAUGCCAUUAAGCCUAUUUUGGCGCUCGCUUAACCCAAGAAAAGGCCAUUGAAGUAGGGAUGCACCUAGACAUCCCAUACUCAGUGCAAUGCCUCAGUGACGUGGAGCACCAUGACCAACUCCUGCACGGCCGGUUCGUCCAAGUAUGGGUUGGGUGUGUGGUACGUUACCUGGUCGGCACCUACCUAGUGUAUGAUACCUAGG